UGACUGGUGACCCUGAGUCAGCUCUUCAGUCCAGCCUAUGGCUCUGCCCCGCGUCUUUCAGCGGCAGGACCUUUGAGUUUGGUGUUUCACGAAGACGUUCCCCCGAAGGUGUAACCUUGAUCCGGGAGAAUGAGCUCAUUCGGGUGCAGUGCAGCUCCUGAUGGACGGGACCCCAACAACCGCAUGUUCACUGUGGAGGGAUGUCCGAGCGGAGAGUCUCCGGCGACCCCCAGGAAAAGACUUCACUCCGCCGAGGACGCGCGGUGCAGCAGCCGGCCUCCGCCCGAGGGCGCCGGGUCGGUUUCCAUCUCCGAGUCGGAGGAGAAGGGAGGCUUUUGCCAGCAAUGUCAGCAGAAAGUCACAGAGCUGAAGAAGCAAGCCCUAGCCCUGGCAGACCAGAACUCACUGAAGGACCCUGGAUAUGCAACCUUCCUGUUUGAGCAGCUCCAAACACCUGGGAGCCAUGAAGCUGGUGUCAGCUGUUGCCAGGUGUGCUCCACACCUCUCCACCAACUGAGGCAGGAGGCCUUGCAGACGCUCCACGCUCCCAUCCUCGCCUUCAGCUCAGACAUGGCAGCCCUGCCCACUACAUCCUUUCUACCACAGCCUGCUAGAUUCACUGUGUCUUCCUCUAGCGUCCAUGCAAAACAGCUGUCCAAAGGCCAACCAGUUGCCCACUCUGUCCUGCCCUUGGGGGAGCGGCACAGGGUACCUGGCUGGUCGCAGAGCUCCUCUGUCUCUUCAGGGCCUAAGACAAGCGUCCAGGUGACAGUGGCAGGAGGGCAGCUCAGUGGAUCCCUGAGCUCUGUCACCAUUCAGGCACAGCAGUACCUCGAGGGCAUGUGGAGCAUCUCCAGGGUCAACAACUUCCUCCCUCAGCCUGACCCGGUCCAGGGUUUGAUGGGAGAAGCAGACAGGGAUGUCACAGCCUCGGAGGCCCCAGUCACCACCAUGACCACCAGCACCAGCAGCAGCAGCAGCGGCACCCUGACGCCCUGCCGACUGAGGAGCUCCAGCCAACCGGGACUCCCGGCACCCAUCACCAAUACAUCCACCUCCCCCUCUCCCUCCUCAUCUGCUGCAGCCUCCUUCUUCAUUAGGGCAGCUCAGAAGCUGAACCUGUCCUCCAAGAGGAAGAAGCACCAGCCCUCACUGCUCCACCCACAGGAGCCCUCAAUUUACCCCACCAACUUCAGUGGCAUCCUGCAGGUCUCGCCGCCCCCUGCCCCGCCAUGCCUGCUCCGAGCCGUGUCCAAAGUGAAAGAGAACCCAGGGAUGGGAAAGGUGAAAGUGAUGAUGCGUAUCUGUCCAUCUCUGGAGGCUGCAGACUCCUCAGAGUCUCAGUCCUUCUUGAAAGUGGACAGUAGGAAGAAGCAGCUGACCCUCUACGACCCUGCAUCCAGCCCACACUCCAGUUCAGGACACAGGAGAUCUGCCACCGUGGCCGUCCCAAAGAUAUUCGCCUUCGAUGCUGUUUUUACCCAGGAUGCCUCACAAGCGGAGGUGUGCUCAGGGACAGUAGCUGAGGUCAUCCAGUCUGUGGUGAACGGUGCAGACGGCUGCAUUUUCUGCUUCGGCCAAGUCAAGCUCGGCAAGACAUACACCAUGAUCGGCAAAGACAGCACCACUCAGAGCCUAGGCAUUGUGCCCUGUGCCAUUUCCUGGCUCUUCAAGCUCAUCAAUGAGCGCAAGGAGAAGACGAGCACGCGCUUCUCUGUCCGAGUGUCUGCGGUGGAAAUCUUUGGGAAGGACGAGGAGCUGAAGGACUUGCUGUCUGAGGUGUCGACAGGCAGCCUGCAGGAAGGCCAGUCCCCGGGCAUCCACCUGAGGGAGGACCCCAUCUGUGGCACUCAGCUCCAGAAUCAGAGUGAGCUGCGAGCCCCGACGGCUGAGAAAGCUGCCUUCUACCUGGAUGCGGCCAUCGCCGCACGCAGCACCAGCAGGCCCGCUGCAGAUGAGGAAGAGCGACGCAACUCCCACAUGCUGUUCACACUGCACAUUUACCAGUACCGCAUGGAGAAGAGCGGCAAGGGAGGAAUGUCAGGCGGACGGAGCAGGCUGCACCUCAUCGACCUGGGGAGCUGCGAAAAGGUCCUGAGUAAAAGCAGAGACGGAGGGGGAGGCUUAUGUCUUUCUCUAAACGCCCUGGGGAAUGUCAUCAUGGCUUUGGCAAAUGGAGCAAAACAUGUACCUUACAGGGACAGCAAACUGACAAUGUUGUUGAGGGAGUCCCUUGGCAACAUCAACUGCAGAACCACCAUGAUCGCCCACAUCUCCGAUUCCCCCGCCAACUACGCUGACUCACUCACCACUAUCCAGCUGGCAUCGCGCAUCCACCGCAUGAGGAAGAAGAAAUCAAAGUAUGCGUCCAGUUCAUCUGGAGGGGAAAGUUCCUGUGAGGAAGGGAGGAUCCGCCGGCCACCACACCUCAGGCCCUUCCACCCUCGGACGGUAGCCCUGGACCCAGACCUGCCCUCAAUGCUCAGUGACCCAGACUACUCCUCCAGUAGUGAACAGUCUUGUGAUACUGUCAUUUAUGUGGGCCCUGGGGGGACUGCAAUCUCAGACAGGGAGCUUAGUGACAAUGAAGGCCCACCUGCCUUUGUUCCAAUCAUCCCCUCCCUAAACAAGAAGAAGACUGCAAAAGAGGGCCCUCUGGACAGAGACCAGUUCUUUAAAUGCAACACAUUUGCUGAGCUGCAGGAGAGGCUGGAGUGUAUAGAUGGCAGUGAAGAACCCACUGCCUUUGUUGGAGAGGGCAAGCGAAGCCAGGCUAGCCCCAAGACCGACAAAUCUAAGGAGAUCCAAGGCUCUGUUUCACCAAAGACUGUAGCAAAUAUUUCUUACCCCCAAGAGGGCAUCUCACCCAAACAAUCUCCUAAAUCUGUUGCCACACAACCAUCCUGCAGUCCCAACACUAAAUCUAAACUGGACAGUGCCAAGAUGCAGUGCAUGCCUGCACCACUAUCAGACAGUGUUCUAAAUGUAUGCAGAACCAGUGCUGAUGGUGAGAAAGCCUUGGUUUCUGAAAACAGAGCGAGCAUUAACAAACCUAAUCCUGAACCUGUGGUGAGGGAGAAGGUCUACUUCAACAAGAAAGCUUUGCCGAAACCAGCUCCACCUCCUUCACAACAGAGAGACUCCAGCAAGGAAAGUACAGACAAUGAGGAAAGAUCCAGCACCAGAAUGCCUCCUGUAGGAAUGAGCCACCAAGCUGUGAAAAGGAGGGAUCCUUACACUUCCCCUUUGAUCAGAGCGCCCGUGGAGGUGUGCCAGGUGCGCUCUACCUUGAGGGAAAGAUGUCUGGAUCGGGAUAUCCUUAGAGCCACUGUCACCUUGCAGCAACCCGUGGAGCUGAAUGGAGAAGAUGAGCUGGUGUUCACUGUGGUGGAGGAGCUGUCUAUAGGCAGUAUUGUAGAUAAGGGCCGGCCAUCCAGCAUUAUCAGCUUUAACAGUGACUGCUCCCUUCAGGCCCUGGCCUCUGGUUCUCGACCUGUCAGCAUCAUCAGCAGCAUCAAUGAUGAAUUUGAUGCCUACACAUCAGCCGUGGGAGGAUCAGAGGUGAACAUUGCAGUGGUCACGCCUCUUCAGGAGGGACCAACGGAGUGUGUAGAUAGCAGAGGUUCAUCUAUCAGCUCUUGGCUGAGUGAGGUUAGUGUCUGCACCUUGGAGAGUGAUGGCGCUCAUUCUACAGACGUCUUCCUUCCACAGGCCAAACACAUGGGACCAGAGGCCACCUUUUACUUGGAUUCCCUGGAUAUGUUCCACUGCGUAUCCUCUCCUAGAGAUGCCAAGAACUCCUUAAAUGACAGUGGAUUCAGUUUUUCUGAACAAGAUAGUGAUAGUGCCACCUCAAGCAAACUAUCUUUAACCAAGUGCCCCCCAUCUCCAGAAUCAGCGAAAGGCUCCCUCAGAUUCACAUCUAAAAUAAGUAAAGCUCAUUCACUUAGCUCCUCCCAACUUCCACAGGGCCCCUCCAUAGUCCACUCCAGUCUUCCCAGGAAGAUUAAACCUACCUCAUCCAUCUCGCAUAGUAGCAGCAGUAGCAGCAGCAGCAGUAGAGAGCCACCAAGGCAAGAGGCUAAGCAGGAGGAUCCUUGGCAGCGUGGCGACAACCACUCAGAACCUCAGUUUUCUGACUCCAGCAGCACCAGCAAAUUUCUCAGAAACCCCCCUAGUGGCAUCCCUUCAAGCAAAACAUCCAACAACAGCAACAGUGUACCUCGCCCACCCAAGGUGCAGGGGUCUACCUCAACCCAGAGGGUGGUCGAUGGCUGUGAGAAGUCAGCCAGCAAGAAUCCACCAAGCAAAAUGCCUCAGCUGAGACGAGGUGCCACCACCCUGGGAACAGUGCCCGUCAUCCAUUCCUCCACAGACUACAAGGGAGCCCAAGAAAUGACUGCAUCUACCACCAGCCUUAAAUUCUCCUCUCUGGGGAAAAACAACAAGGCUAACUCACAGAAAGCGAGUAAUCUCCCAAAACCUGGUUGCACCUCACCUCCUCCACCUCCAGUGAGAAAGUCCAGUCUUGACCAUAAGACUAAGACCCUGCUGCCCCAAAGUGCCUUAAAGUCAGCAUAUGGGGAGGCAGGAAGGGCCUCUGGAGCAAGGGCAGCUGUAUCAGAGGAUGAGCUUGAGGUACGUCACAGAGUAGACUCUACCAGUUUCAAAUCCUCCAGCCUCAACACAGCCAAAGUUACCUCCAGCCUGAAGGCCAGAGGGCCUAGAGGAGAGGCCGGGCAGCAUUAUGGCAGUCAAAUGUCCCUGGAAAGGUGUGAAAGCUUGUCCUUAUCAGGUUCCAGAGCUGCGCUCAGUAGAGAGAAUAGUGGGGCAAGUCUGGGGAGCAGCAGUGGCAAAUCCAGCAAGUCCAUUCCGAGAUUUGGCAUUCCUAAUUCAUCCAGCUCUCCUAUAGCUACCUGUCCAUCUUCCCCAAGUGGAGGAACACUUAGCAAACCUGGUCAGGUAAAAGCUACUGUAAAUCCCAGAACAUUGGGGGCAGUCAAUAGCAGUAAGGCACGCUCACUGUCAGCCAACAACUCCAAGGGCCUAAGCUCCUCCACCAAAUCUUUGGCCACACCCGUGACAAGAAAUACCAAUGCCAACCUCCCUCCAUCGGGACGGACAUCAGCUCCUCGAACCACUGCGGCUGUCAGCAGUAAGCCUGGUAGAGGAACUAUUAUGGGCACAAAGCAAGCCAUGAGGGCUGCCAACAGCCGUGUGAGCGAACUGGCAACAGGCAACAUAUCAGGCAAACACAUGAGAGGAUCAGGAGAUUCAGACAGCGGGAAUGACAGCGGGGUGAACGUGAGUGAUGACAAAUCCCCCAUAGCCAUGCUGCCCUCUCCAUACAGCAAAAUUACAGCACCCAGGCGGCCUCAACGCUAUAGCAGCGGCCAUGGCAGUGACAACAGUAGUGUGUUGAGCGGGGAGCUGCCUCCAGCUAUGGGCCGCACAGCUCUGUUUUACCACAGUGGUGGCAGUAGCGGAUACGAAAGCAUGAUCCGUGACAGUGAAGCCACAGGCAGCGCUUCCUCUGCCCACGACUCCAUGAGCGAGAGCGGCAUGUCAUCUUCAGGCAGAGCGAGGAGCUCCAAGUAUCCCAAGAAGAGAGCAAAUGGCUUCCAGAGGAGAAGGCUUAUUCCAGCACCCCUGCCGGACACCUCUUCCCUGGGGAAGAAGGCGAGCACAGCAGGCCAGUGGGUGGACUUGCCUCCUAUGUCAGGACCAUUGAAGGAGCCUUUUGAGAUCAAGGUGUAUGAGAUCGAUGACGUGGAACGGCUCCAGAGGCGGCGUCAGGAGGAAACCACAGAGCAGCCAUUCCAGGAUGUUGACAAGGGCCUACAGUAUUUUAACAGUAAACUGAAGAUGCUGGAGAGAAGGCAACAGCAAGUGAGGGACCUGAGGGUGAAGCAUGAAGGGUUGUUGGAGGAGCUGGAAGACACCAAGGUGCGACUGAUGAUGGACCCCAGCAAGUGGACAGGAGAGUUUGAGGUGGACCAGAAUUUGGACAAAGAGUCUCCAGAGUACCUGGAGGCCUUGGCACAGGUCACGGAGGAGCUGGAGUUCUGUGUCAAUCUAUGCAAGUCCCGUGUCAUGAUGGUGACCUGCUUUGACAUCAGCAUGCCAACACCUGGUGCUCAGGAGGGACGGCGUGAAGUCGAAGUUUGAGGACAAGCGAAAGUCGAGGUGGAGAAACGAGGAAGUGAGAAAACAAAGGAUGAUGAAAUGUAGCCGCCAGUUCAUAGUUAUCACUGGAAUGAAGAACAAGUGACAGAGGUGAGAUUAGAGCGGAUCUUUGCAUGAGAACGGAAAUCUUAACCACCUAGCUACAGUGCCUCGUUGUCGUUUUAAUGGCAGAGAAAUGAAACGUGAGCACAAAUGCCGUUGCCUGUGUGGCAAUGCAGUGGCCAUCACUUAUUCAAGAGUCAAUGAACAACACCUGGAAGUGCCUUUUUUAUUGUUUUGUUUUGAGUCAUUAUUUUUCAUAUGGUGCAGGUAUCCUGAGCAUACCUAAGCAAACCCUGAACAUAUUGCUUUUAAGAAAAAUAUUUUAUAUUGCAUUGUAUAGUGUAUUUAUAUGAUUAUGUGGUGUGUACAAAUAUCCUUUAAAGGGAAAAAAAAGAGGAAAAAAGAAAAAGCAAUAAGCUAAUGUUAUUGCGCUCCCAGACUUUGCCUUUUCUCUUGUUUCAAACCUCAGUCAGCAUUUUAUCCAUGUUCAUUCAGCCUCUUGCGCCUUAUGUUAACUCUCUGGUUCUGUAGUUUUCUAGAUUUUCAAACUGGACUAUGUUAUCUCAUCAAAGACUGCGUUUGCUGUUGAGUGAAUGUUUUUCUCUCCAGUUGCCUUGAUCGAAAUGGGUCUCAGUGGAUGCACUAAGGCAGGGCAACAGUAACGUUCGGGGACGGAGGGCUUAUUCAAGCUGUGCGUGCCCGUGUUUAUCUCACUGCAGAUGAGAGACUUAGCCAAAACAUAUCAAUCAGAGGACCACUGUGAUGGAUAGUGAGUGAAUGUUCUUGAUUCAGCCAUUCUCUCCUGCGCCUCAGUACAGUAUGUGGCCACGAAACCCCGAGAGACUUAACCUUCCCUACUGAUAGCACUGAUAGCCAAUUUCUCUCCAAAUGGCCUUGGACUGGGUGCUGUCUAUACACUGUGAAACAAAGAGGCACAGUUGAGAUGGCACCAGUCUACUGGCCUCUUACACAAUACCUUAUCAAGCGCUACCCAGCCUCGGCUCUAUGCAUUCCAAUACAUUUACUGCAACUACUGUAAGAACCUCAACGCUAACUUAAGGGCAGAAACACAGCUUGACCUCUUUUGUCCCCGGCUCUUUUUUAAAAUCAGUAAAUUUAGCAAAGUUGGUUUGGUGUCUCUAAGAAAGACUCAAGAAUUGUUAGUUUCCUGUGAAAUGAUGCAGUGGAUAAAGGCAAAUGAUCGUGACAUUGUUUCGAAAAAUCAAUCAUGAUAUCAGCUCUUUGUAGCUGCCAGAAUGUGCUUGUUAUGAAUCAAACGGCUGACACAGAGAGAACAAAGAUGAUCGGUGAAAGUGAUUGUUAUGAAAAACAAACUGGCUUUGUUGUAUUUUGGUAUGUUUGAUUUCUAUAUCUAUGACAAAUAUGACUUUGUUUUCUUUCUUUUACAAAGAUGUACUCUCUCAGGCCCUCUCUGAAGAUGCUGCAUGAGAUUUUUUAAUCAUUUUUAAGAAUGAUUUCUACUCCAUUUUUACCAUUCUAAUUUUUUACAAUAACUUCAGUUUUCACUAAUGUGGGGUUAGGCUCAUAAAUUAAAUAACUAUUACCAAACCAAGACCUUUUUCCAAGAAAUUAUUAUAUGUAAGGUCAUAUUUCAAAUCAAAACCCAUAUUUUCGAAUAUCUUUGUUUUUGUAUAGGAUUUUCAAGCCCUGUGUAUAAAUGUAUGAUAUGGCAGCUUGUGUUUUACUUUUACAGUACCUGUGAAUAAAAUGUUUCUUCUUACUGAUGA
This is a messenger RNA of Chelmon rostratus (copperband butterflyfish), 7976 nucleotides long. RefSeq names its product kinesin family member 26Ab (gene kif26ab). Gene Ontology annotation, biological process: microtubule-based movement. The record is from RefSeq and is a predicted model, not a curated record. Gene Ontology annotation, molecular function: microtubule binding; microtubule motor activity; ATP binding. Bases 130 to 6168 code for a protein of 2012 amino acids. The transcript has 16 exons. NCBI's taxonomy places the organism in Eukaryota, Metazoa, Chordata, Actinopteri, Chaetodontiformes, Chaetodontidae.